AUGGCUGCACAGCCUACUCGACAAUGGGGCGUGACCCCUCCCAUAUCGACUGUUCUUCCUACAAAAGAUGAGCUCGUUGCCAAUGAUGACCUCAUUGCGGAACUGAAGGCGCAGAAUAACUUUGAACCCCCAGCCGAGACCGAACGGAGACAACAAAUGCUGCAGCUACUCCAACGAGUUGCCUUGGAGUUUGUCAAGCUUGUCAGCCGCAAAAAAGGAAUGUCACCUGCCGCCGUAGAGGCUGCCGGUGGUAAGAUCUUUGCAUAUGGAAGUUAUCGUCUCGGUGUAUAUGGGCCAGGAUCUGAUAUCGAUACCCUUGUCGUUGGCCCGCAACACGUCCUGAUCGAAGAUUUCUUCGCUGAUUUCCCACCCGUUCUCGAGAAGCUGGCGCCAGCAGGCACAAUUGAGAAGAUGACCCCUGUACCCGAUGCAUUUGUCCCUAUUAUCAAGCUAGAGCUGGCUGGGAUCAGUAUUGAUCUGAUUUUCGCGCGACUUAUUGUUCCCUCGGUGCCCAUGAACCUCGACUUGAAAAACAAUGACUACCUGCGAGGGCUUGAUGAAAAGGAAGUUCGAUCGCUCAACGGUACUCGUGUUACUGAUGAGAUUCUGGAGCUUGUUCCGCAACAAAAGACUUUCCGUCUAGCACUACGUGCAAUCAAACUUUGGGCGCAAAGACGUGCUAUCUAUGCCAACAUUGUCGGGUUUCCCGGAGGUGUUGCAUGGGCCAUGUUAGUGGCUAGAGUCUGCCAACUGUAUCCCCAAGCCACUGGCUCGGUUAUCGUAGGCAAGUUCUUCCGGAUCAUGAACAAGUGGGCGUGGCCGCAGCCUGUCUUGCUCAAGCCUAUAGAAGAUGGUCCUUUGCCAAUGAAAGUUUGGAAUCCCAAGAUCUACCACGGCGAUCGUUUCCACCUCAUGCCCAUAAUCACACCCGCCUACCCUUCCAUGUGUGCAACACAUAAUAUUUCCAUGUCCACAAAGGCUGUUCUUCUCCGAGAGCUCCAAAGAGGUGGUGAUAUGGUGGACAAAAUCUUCAUGAAGCAACUCUCCUGGAAUGACUUAUUCACACGCCAUACCUUUUUUACAAAUGCUUAUAAGUACUAUCUCAGUAUCACGGCCUCGAGCAGGACGAAGGAGGCAGAAGGCGUCUGGUCUGGUCUAGUUGAAUCGAAGCUGCGUCACCUUGUCGGAGCCCUCGACAGAAAGGCCGUCAUCGCAGUCGCCCACCCUUUCCCUAAAGGAUUCGAGCGCAUCCAUAUCAUUCAAAAUGAGGAGGAAUUGGCUGCUGUAAAGACCGGAUCCACCAAAUACCAAGCUAGUGGAACAACAACGGAGAUGACCGAUGAAACCAACGACGCUGCUCACCAAGCUGCGGCUCAGAACGGGGCUGAGAAUGUGACAGUCCCAGAGCCGGCAGAGAAGCCCGCUGAAACAAAUGGUGGACAAACCGUUUAUACCACGACGUACUAUAUCGGCUUGGAACUGAAGCCGCUGGAACCAGAUGUCUCAAUAGAAACCCCACGACACCUGGACAUUUCGACCGAUUCCCAGAUUUUCAAAUCCACCUGCACUUCAUGGCCUGGAUACCAAGCCGAUGUCAUGGACUUGGCCGUUACUCACGUUCGCAGUUUCGAUUUGCCGGAUGAUGUCUUCCAGCCUGGGGAAACCCGACCGAUUAAGAAGAAGGCCACAACAAAGAAAGCCAAGUCAGCCAACGCAUCCGCCCAGGGCCAGAAGCGAAGACUCGACGAGUUGGACAAUCAAUCUCAAGGUACUGCCAAGCGCCAAGUUACUCCCAACACCAUGUCCGGUGCUCCUACCCCUGCAUGA
Messenger RNA from Penicillium angulare, 1827 nucleotides. RefSeq names its product polynucleotide adenylyltransferase. The transcript is spliced from 8 exons. Gene Ontology annotation, molecular function: poly(A) RNA polymerase activity; RNA binding. Gene Ontology annotation, cellular component: nucleus. The record is from RefSeq and is a predicted model, not a curated record. NCBI's taxonomy places the organism in Eukaryota, Fungi, Ascomycota, Eurotiomycetes, Eurotiales, Aspergillaceae. Bases 1 to 1827 code for a protein of 608 amino acids.